Molecule: messenger RNA, 1694 nt
Organism: Didymodactylos carnosus
Lineage: Eukaryota; Metazoa; Rotifera; Eurotatoria; Philodinida; Philodinidae
Source: the annotation of a GenBank genome assembly
AUGAUUGACGUUAUGCAUCAGACAUUUUGUAAAUUAUUGGAGAAUCUGGCUUUCUCCAUUGAGAUUUGGCAGAAACCAGUUACACUAGUUUUGUCCGAAGACCAAAAUCAAAGACGUUUACUAUAUAAUGAUACAAAGUGGAAACGAGAAUCACACUUACUGCAUGAACUGGUUAUAGAACAGGCUGAAAGGGCAGGAGAUGCAUGGGCUAUUCGAUCAACACGUGAAAAUUUAACAUAUCAACAGCUACUCUUGCGAGUUUAUCCAUUAGCACAUUGUUUACGUCAGCGUGGUGCUAAACCAAAUCAAUUGAUUGCAAUUAUAAUGGAAAAAGGUUGGGAACAAGUUGUAGCAUGUCUGAGUAUUUUAGUUUCCGGUGCUGCUUAUUUACCAUUGGAUGUUGAUUUACCUAUUGAACGCAUUACUCUUUUACUUCAUGAAAGCGAGGUGGAAAUUAUUCUUACUCAAUCCGAGCAUAUUGACAAGAUUUUAAUGAAACAGAAUAUAAUCUGUAAUAUGAUUAUAAUUAACCUGAACGAUACGACUAGUUAUCAAUUUCCUUGUUGUCUUUUACCAUUAGUACAACAACCUACAGAUUUAGCCUAUGUUAUUUAUACCUCAGGUUCAACUGGCAAGCCGAAAGGCGUAAUGAUUAGUCAUGAAGCGGUUGUUAAUACAAUUCUUGAUAUUAAUUCACGCAUUGCUGUUUCGUCAAAGGAUAGAAUAUUGUGUCUAUCGCAUUUAAAUUUUGAUCUUUCUGUAUAUGAUAUUUUUGGAACAUUGAUUGCCGGUGGAACACUUGUUAUACCAGCUCAUCCAAAAUAUAAAGAUCCAGAGCACUGGUAUGAAUUAAUAUUGAAUUAUCGAGUAACUUUGUGGAAUAGUGUACCGAUGAUGAUGCAAAUGUGGAUAGAAUAUCUAUCUACUAUUUCUAUAUCGAAACGAUUAAAGUUAAAAGACCAAUUACGGCAUGUGCUAUUAAGCGGCGAUUGCUUAUCACUCAAUCUUCCCAAAUUGAUUACAACAACAUUAGGAGAACAAGUUGUGGUGACAAGUUUAGGUGGAGCGACAGAGGCAUCGAUUUGGUCUAUUUCUUAUUGUAUAACAGAAGUUAUGUCUGCAUGGAAGAGUAUUCCUUAUGGCAUGCCAUUACGUAAUCAACGUUAUUAUAUUCUUGAUUCACAGCUUAAUUCUUGUCCAGAAUAUGUUCGUGGAGAAUUAUAUAUUGGCGGAAUAGGAUUGGCAAAAGGUUAUUGGGCUGAUGAGAAAAGUACUGCAGCCAGUUUCAUUAUACAUCCGAAAACAAACGAACGUUUAUAUCGUACAGGAGAUCUUGGACGCUUUUUGCCGGAAGGAUAUAUUGAAUUCUUAGGACGGAAUGAUUUUCAAAUAAAAUUACACGGUCAUCGAAUUGAAUUAGAGGAAAUUGAAUAUCAUUUACAGCAAUAUUCAGGCAUUCGUCAAGCAAUUGUUCUUGUCAAUUGUGAUCCUCGAAAAUUAAUUGCAUAUGUUGUACCGGAAAACCAUGAUAUAUCGGAUGUUAAUAUAACGGCAAGUGAAAAGACCUUAAAAACGUUUUUAGCUUGUCGAUUACCAGAAUACAUGGUGCCAAAUCAUAUCAUACUGUUAGAUCAAUUGCCAUUAAAUCAAAAUGGAAAAAUUGAUCGAAAUGCAUUGCUGCUCCAGAAGAAUUU